This is a messenger RNA of Ostertagia ostertagi, 294 nucleotides long. The record is from the annotation of a GenBank genome assembly. Lineage: Eukaryota; Metazoa; Nematoda; Chromadorea; Rhabditida; Trichostrongylidae.
AUGUACAAAGAUCUGGACUUCGGAUCCAACAAAUCGACGAAGCUUCUAAACCACACGGAAAAGUACCUACUUCUAGACUUCAUGUUCGGCCAAAAUCCUAGCUACUUCGAUGACUACAUUGACGACGUUCGCUACAUCCUAAGUUUCUCGCCCAGCAUUCGUGUGAAAGGAGAUCACCUGAUUGACUCUCUGAAAAUAACAAGACUACUAAUCAAGAACGUGGAGCGAGAUUUUCUGAAAAAAAAACGGCACCACCGUGCGCAGCAGCGUAACGACUCAUUCUCGCUGCGCCUG